This is a messenger RNA of Hipposideros armiger (great roundleaf bat), 948 nucleotides long. Its product is annotated as olfactory receptor 139. The record is from RefSeq and is a predicted model, not a curated record. The coding region runs from base 1 to 948 and encodes 315 amino acids. The transcript has a single exon. Lineage: Eukaryota; Metazoa; Chordata; Mammalia; Chiroptera; Hipposideridae. Gene Ontology annotation, cellular component: membrane. Gene Ontology annotation, biological process: G protein-coupled receptor signaling pathway. Gene Ontology annotation, molecular function: olfactory receptor activity; G protein-coupled receptor activity.
AUGGAGCCAGGUGCCUGGGGGAAUGGGACAACUGUCAUUGAGUUAAUCCUCCUUGGCCUAACAGAGAACCCAAGACUGCAAACCAUCCUUUUUGCUGUCUUCCUCUUUGCCUAUGUAGUCACAGUUGGGGGCAAUGUCAGCAUCAUGGCUGCCAUCUUUGUGGAGCCCAAACUCCACACUCCUAUGUACUACUUCCUGGGGAACCUGUCUCUGCUGGACAUUGGGUGCAUCACUGUCACCAUUCCUCCAAUGCUGGCAUGUCUCCUGGCCCACCGAUGCAGGGUCCCCUAUGCUACCUGCAUUUCACAGCUUUUCUUUUUCCACCUCCUGGCUGGUGUGGACUGUCACCUCUUGACAGCCAUGUCCUAUGACCGCUACCUGGCCAUCUGCCAGCCACUCACCUAUAGUGCCCGCAUGAGCCGUGAAGUCCAGGGUGUCCUGGUGGGCAUUUGCUGUACCAUCUCCUGCAUCAAUGCUCUGACUCACACAGUGGCUGUGUCCAUGCUUGACUUCUGCGGCCCUAAUGUGGUCAACCACUUCUACUGCGACCUCCCACCCCUUUUCCAGCUCUCCUGCUCCAGCACUCACCUCAACGGACAACUGCUUUUUGUUGGGGCCAUCUUCAUGGGGGUGAUCCCCAUGAUCCUGAUCUCACUGUCCUAUGCCCACGUCACAGCUGCAGUUCUACGAAUCCGCUCCGCUGAGGGAAGAAGGAAGGCCUUCUCCACGUGUGGCUCCCACCUCACCGUGGUCUGUAUCUUUUAUGGAACUGGCUUCUUCAGUUACAUGCGUCUCAGCUCAGUCUCAGCCUCAGAAAAGGGCAAGGGGAUUGGAAUCCUCAAUACUAUCCUCAGCCCCAUGCUGAACCCAUUCAUCUACAGCCUCCGGAACCCUGAUGUGCAGGGCGCCCUGAAGAGAGUGCUGACGGGGAAGAGGCCCCCUGAGUGA